Biomphalaria glabrata is the source of this 6704-nucleotide messenger RNA. Its product is annotated as receptor-type tyrosine-protein phosphatase alpha-like. The coding region runs from base 127 to 3858 and encodes 1243 amino acids. The transcript is spliced from 33 exons. Gene Ontology annotation, molecular function: protein tyrosine phosphatase activity. Gene Ontology annotation, biological process: protein dephosphorylation. NCBI's taxonomy places the organism in Eukaryota, Metazoa, Mollusca, Gastropoda, Planorbidae. The record is from RefSeq and is a predicted model, not a curated record.
ACCUUCUAGGAACUUGAUAAGUGUGUGUUGGCUGUAACGUCCUAAGUCUUUAUUAUUUCCUGUGGAAAUCAAAACUUUCAAAAGCUGUGGUUGCAAAUCGCAAUAAGUUCAAGUGAACAUUUCAACAUGAACUAUUUCAUUAUUUUCAGUUUGUUCUUCUUGUAUUUCAAUCUUCAAACAAAGGCCUGCAAUGUUGGAUGGUUCGGUGACAGCUGUCAGUAUAAAUGUCAUUGUCGUGACAACGCCCAAUGUGACGCCACCGGGGCCUGCAAUGGCAGCGAGGAGUGCGAAAGAGGAUGGUUUGGUUACAAGUGUCAAUAUCGAGAUUUAGCCAUAGAUGGCGUUGUCAGCAAUAUCAGUACUCCACAAACAGUCAACAUACUCACUGACGGCAAUGACACGUCGUGUCUGACUGACAGAAAUGUAGUGGCCGUCCAGUGGACUACCAGCGUCUACUUCACAUGGCUCAGGAUUGUCGUCAGACAUCCCUCCGUCCUAACAAAAGUCAAUGUCAGCUUUAUCUACAACUUAAACCAAUCAAUACCAUCUUUUUGUAAUCAGCCCAGAUUUUUUGUGGUCAACAAUCUGACCGCCGAUUUCAGAUGCGACCUCUCUCAGACCACGUGGAAAGUGAUUUUGGAAGGUCAAGGAGUCUGGUCUUUGUGCUCUGUCUACAUCAAUGGCGGACGCAAUGUUGCUUUGAAACAGAAUGCAAGUCAGACAAGCAACUAUUCUACUUUGAUGUCUCCCGAGAACGCAGUGGACGGGAAUUCAGUAGACAUAUUCCUCGAUAAGCCGCCAUUCAGCUGCACACACACAUAUGUAGGUGACAAGUCCCCGAGAUGGACUCUGACAUUUGGAGAAGUGUACACAGUCUACAGACUUAUCUUGGUCAACAGAGGUGAUAAUCAGGGAAGACUCGCUGGAUUCUUGUUACAGACUUUUGAUGUCAUGAACAGAAUUGUGAUGAAUUACACAGAUCCUCGGAAAUCUAUUUCAGAUAAAUAUUACGUCAAUACAAAUAGUCCAACGCUUCCACUCAAACGUAUCACCAUACAAGCAACAUCGAGUGAGCUUAUACUGACACUAUGUGAAGUGGAAGCUUACGGCGACUGCCCAUCUGGGAAAUGGAGUCUCGCUUGCAAUCUUUCUUGUGACCAGCUGUGUCCAUCAAAAUGUCUCGUUCAUAGUGGUCAGUGUGAGACUAAUUGUGUGGGCUAUACCAAUCCACCAAAUUGCACUUUUGAGUGCCCCAAGGGGCGAUGGGGAGUGAACUGCUCCAGUACCUGCAGCAACUGUUUUCAUGGUGAUUGUAACACUGUGACAGGAGAGUGCAUUCUGGGAUGUCUAGGUUACGACAACCCCCCUUACUGUACGAAUGGCUGUUCCACUGGACUUUAUGGUAAAAAUUGCACCCAGGAAUGUUUCAAUACGUGUAGGAAUGAAAGUUGUGAUUCCAGCACAGGCCAUUGUCAGGAAUGUGUAGUAGGCUUUCAUGGAGAUUUUUGUUUAGAUGAAUGUGAAUCAGGAAAUUGGGGGCCUGGCUGUGCAAACAACUGCAACAUUCAUUGCUUUAACAAUUCUUGUGACAAUGUCAAUGGAACUUGUAGCAUUGGCUGCAUCGGAGCUAAUGAUCCACCAGUGUGUGACACAAUAUGCCAAUCUGGUUACUAUGGUAAAAACUGUAGUGAAGUAUGUUCAUCACAUUGUGUCAAUGGGACCUGUCAAGCCACCACAGGACAUUGCAUUGUCCAUGAAAAUAAACUUGAUAGUAGUUCACAAGAGACAGCCUUGAUUGUGGGAAUAGUCCUGGCCCUUGUUGCUGUUGUUGUGGUGCUUGUGUUUGUUACCAUAAGAUGGAGAGGUAAAGUAGAGACUACUCUUAGACAGAUCCUUCAGAAGUUGCAGUGUGGCAGAGAUACUGUAGAACUUUCAAAUUUAGAUGAGUUUGAUUGCAAUGAAAAUAGAAACACUCAACUAGAAACGAAAUUUGAAAAUGCUUAUCACAACUAUGAGAAUGAACCUGAACAAAGCACUGCAAUUUUGGUAAAGGAUUUCAGCUCUUACGUUUUGAGCCAUGACAGUGAUUUCUUUGUACAGGAAUUCAAGAGAAUAACUAAUCCUAGAGAGUCCCCUACUGAAGCAGCAUCAAGUCUUGAAAAUAGAAAGAAAAAUCUGUAUACAAAUAUAAGCCCCUAUGACUACAAUAGAGUCAUGUUGACUGUCAACUCUUCUAAGAAUGAAGCGGACUACAUCAAUGCUUCAUACAUUAGUGGUUUUGAUGGUGAAGAUAAAUUUAUAGCAUCCCAAGGUCCUAGUAAAAUGAUGAUCAAUGACUUUAUCAGGAUGUUAUGGGAGGAGAAGAUUGAAAAGGUUGUCAUGCUGACUUCUCUGGUAGAGAAUGGCAAGGUGAAAUGUGAGAGAUAUUUGCCAGAUGAAGGCAAAAUCAGAUUUGGCAACAUUAAAGUGGCUCUGAUAGCUACUCAUAAAUUUUGUGACUACACCAUUAGUCUUUUGGAGCUUUCUAAGAAGGGUGACGAGAGUCAUUCUUUUACUCAUUUCCACUUCACUGCAUGGCCAGACAAUAGUGUACCACUGUCACCAUGGAGUAUAGUCGAAUUCAAACACAAAGUCAACUUGACUCCAACAACUAAGCCUGUGUUGGUUCAUUGUAGUGCUGGAGUUGGAAGAACUGGAACAUAUAUUGCAUUCCACAAUGCAAUGAAACAAGCCCAGAAGACAGACCACAUCGAUAUAUUCCAGAUUGUUGUCAAGUUAAGGAAGGAAAGAAUGUUUAUGGUCCAAAAUUCUACACAAUAUGAAUUUCUCUUCAAAACUAUUCAGAUGGCCUUAUUAUCUUCAAAAACAACAUUAACUGGACAUGCGUUCGUUGAGAAGUACAAGGGUUUGGGAGAUAAAUCAUCAUCAGCAGUACACUUGGAGCUUGAAAAAACAUUCAAAGGUCUAGAAACAGUGAGUGCAACAAGAAAGGGAGAUAAGACAGAGAACAAUGAGUAUGCCGAAUAUCAAUAUGAGGACAUCGUCUGUAAAACAAUUGAGGGGAAAAACAGAUUUCCUUCAAUAUUGCCCAACCCAGUUCAUCAAGUUGUUCUGACUAAAGAACACAAAGACUUGGAUGAUUAUAUUAACGCUGUGCUCAUUCCUGGAUAUAAAGGCAAAGCUCAUCACAUACUGACUCAGCUUCCAAUGCCAUCAACAGUAGUCGAUUUCUGGAGGCUGGUCAUUCAACACAGAGCAUCUCUCAUUGUAGCAUUUGAAUUUACAAGCAUGCUGUCAGAUAAGACAUUUGGCAGCUAUCUCCAUACUGACCACCUGUUUAAAAAUCUGCCUUAUGAAGUACAGUCUUCAUAUAGAACUCAGACUGACCUCUGGGAAGAAACUGGCAUCAUGGUGCACAUUAAGAAAACUGCUUUUAAAUCAGAACAUCACAGGAUUGUUCACCUAAAGAGCCACUUCACUGACCUAGACAGCAACAAGAUGUUCAACUUCAUGAAACAUGUCAGAUCUCAUAACACAUUCAACAAAACUGUAGUCUUCACCUGCAGAAAUGGUGCACAGUAUAGUGGCCUGGCUUGUGUCCUAUAUCUCCUGGUGGACAGAUUUGACAGUGACAUGUUUGUAUCAGUGCCAACAGUGGUAGGCAGUGUGAAGUCAAUAAGACCAGAAGUUUUAUCUGAUCUGUCCCAGUAUGUGUUUGUUCACAAGGUUCUCCAGCGUUACAUAGAGCUCUCCUCGCAGUACAACAAUGUGGGUGAUGAUGCUUUGAAACAAAAUCAAGCCAGACUUGAGGCCAGUGAGCACAAAGAGGAUCAAGUCUACGCUAACAUUGUAAUGUAGUGAAACAAAUGAAAUUGUUAUUAUUUUUACUGUGCAGAGAUUAGCAUUGAGUUGAUUCUUAACAAAGAGUUGAUAGUCCUGAAUCUACUGAACAGGGAACAAGGAUAAAAUAUGCAAAGAACAAGUUCACUUUAUUAAUUGUUUCACCAUUUUUUGUAAAAACUUUUUGCUUUUUAGUUUUUGCUGUGACAUUAACAGUCUCUUGUAAAUAUCAUGUGACUUUAUAGAUUUAUUCUUGAUUUGAUGUCUUUCAAUGCUUUUAGUUUUAGCACUUUUAUAAAUCUAAAGCAGGUUGGGAUAGUUUGAUACAUUAUUUAAAGCAAUAGAAAUAGUAAGGAGAUUUACAUCAAAAAAAAUAAAAUCAAUAUGUUUCUGAAAUCAAUUUAAUGUAAAAUAGUUUUUUGUAUGAUUUCACUGCUUUUGUCAACUCCAACACUCAAAAGGAAUGCUGCCUGGUCAUGUGAUAUGUGCUCUGGAUUGUCUGUCAAAGGUGCCUAGUUCAAACCAUACCUACUAACAUCCUUUGUUUUCCUGCAGUGGUUUGAGCUAGGAUGUAUGAUCUUGAAACCUGAAACUUGCAAAACAAAAUUAUAUGUUGUGCCCACAGAAUAAACAAAGAAACGCAACAGUAAACAAGAAUUUGUACAUUUACAAAAUAUUGCUUUAACUUAAGGUUUCUGCAUUUAGAUUUAACAUUCAUCACACACACACAAACGAGUAAAAUAUUUAAAAAAUUCUUUUUUUUAAUAACAAAGCUUAUCUAAAGGGAAUAACUGCAAAAUCCCUUCCAUGUAUUUCAAUAUUACAGGAGUAAGCUUCCUUUUUCUAUGCAAAUAAUUAAUUUACCACCACAUAGCUACAAUUGGAUUAGUAAUGCUUCCUAACGAGUUUCCAAUCUGACCUCUUUUUCUUUUUUUAAAGUUAUAUUUCUCUAGAAUGAGUUAAAACACCACUUGGUUAUCUCCCCCGCUUUACGUUGCCAUACCCUGUCAGAUUUAACACUGAAAUACCAAAUCUUAAUUCGCCAUGUUUUAAUCUUUACGUGUGGUACAAUAAGUUACCUCAUCUUGUUUGUACAUAUCACACUUAUUAAUCUAACACAUGGGUGUCCUUCUCUCUACAUUCUUCUUCAGAGACAUCUUCCCUGCUAAGCAUCCACCACACUCAACAUCUUUCUCAUUAAUGUCCUCCCCAAUCUACAUUCGCCUUAAUCUACAUCUUCCUCAAUCAAUAGAUUUUUUGACUAACAUCUUCCCUAAUCAGAAACUUCCCCAAGCAACAUAUUCCUCAAUCAUCGACCCCAAAUUAACAUCUUUCUUAAUCAAAAAUUUCCCUAAUUUCAACAUCAUUCUCAAUCAUCUACCCCAAAUCAACAUCUUUCCCAAUCAAAAAUUUCCCUAAUCAACAUCAUUCUCAAUCAUCGACCCCAAAUCAACAUCUUUCCCAAUAAAAAAUUUCCCAAAUCAACAUCAUUCUCAAUCAUCGACCCCAAAUGAACAUCUUUCCCAAUCAAAAAUUUCCCUAAUCAACAUCAUUCUCAAUCAUCGACCCCCAAUCAUCUUUCCCAAUAAAAAAUUUCCCUAAUCAACAUCAUUCUCAAUCAUCGACCCCAAAUGAACAUCUUCCCCAAAUCACAGCUUUAAUACUUUGACUCCAGCAGACAUUCAUUUUGUUUUGACGUAUUCAUGUCCCUUACUUAAUUAGCGUGUGAGUCAAAACAUUUUUUUUUUCAAAAUCAUUUUUUUUUCAAUGCUCUUACACAAGAUAAAUCUCUAGGUCUUAUUAUUGAAGUGCAACCACUUAAUUGGAUCUGUGAACACUAGAGUUAUUAUCAAUUUCUUCGGCUCAUCGUAUUUUAAUCAUUACUGUUAUGCACUCUGUCAUGAGAUAAUUAUUUUGUGUCGUGGCAAUUGUUCAUUGGCUGUAGAUCGUUGACUCUGAAUGAUGUAAACAACUUAAUUCGUCUGUCUCGUCUCGCUGCUGCACUUGUACCUCGUGUAGUCAAACAACAAGAAAAGCAGCAAGAGAAUGGCUUCCAGGAUAAUAUCUUUUUCUGUUGCUAUUUUAAUGUUCAUUAUUUGUUUAACAAAAAACGUCGGAGGUCAAAGUGCUGUCUGUGAUCCCUAUUCUCAGUUUAAAUGUUGUGAAGCAGGUAUGCCAUACAAUAAGCGACUAGUGAAAGUCCAGUUGAGUCAGUUCGGUAACAUGGACGUAGUCUGCGACACCAAAACACAGAAUAGCAGUGGAUGGAUUCUCAUUCAGAGAAUCCAGCUUGCAGGAUCCUUAACCUUCAGGACUACAAUGAACCUUUUCGCAUCAGGUUUCGGUAGACCGUGUGGUGAUUAUUGGCUAGGUCUGGAUAAUAUGAAUAGAAUAACAAGUUCGGGCAAUUACAUGCUACUAAUAGAGAUGAGAGUCGGUGGUGUUGACUACUGGGCCAAAUAUACCACUUUUAAGGUAGGCAGCUGGGAAGAGGAAUACAGGUUGACCGUUUCGGGGUUUUCCGGCAAUGUCCCGGACAAGUUUUCAGCUAACAACGGCGCCAACUUUUCGACACCUGCCAUGGAUAACGACUCCUCAGGUACGAUCAACUGCGCGAGAAAAUAUAACUCGGGCUUUUGGUUUACCUCCUGCGGGGAUGUGAACCUAAACGGUCUGAUUGGAGUCACAAUAACUCAAGUCAACAGAGAUAUAGUUGGUUUCUGGGCUGGCGUGACCACAGGUACGCAGACAUUUAGUCUUAUUGAGAUGAAGAUUAAAAGGUGGUGAUAGAAAAUAAUGAGCCAUUGUAAUUUUAAUGUUGACCACUCACAGUGCUUUCUAAAUUAAACACUGAACUGAUUCUA